CGGGGGCGGAACGAACUCGUCCAAACACAACGCGGAGGUUGCCCGGCGAAGUUUGUCCCUUUGGAGGCGCCGUCCCCCUCUGCGCCCGGUUCGGGUCACGUGAGCGAGACGCACUCCGGGCCUGGGGCGGAGAAGGAGGCGACGAGAGCUGCGGGAUCCCGGGCCCGGCGGACGGCGGGCGGGAUGGAGGCCACCUUGGAGCAGCACUUGGAGGAUACAAUGAAGAAUCCAUCCAUUGUUGGAGUCCUGUGCACAGAUUCACAAGGACUUAAUCUGGGCUGCCGUGGGACCCUGUCAGAUGAACAUGCUGGGGUGAUAUCUGUUCUAGCCCAGCAAGCAGCUAAGCUGACCUCAGACCCCACUGAUAUUCCUGUGGUGUGUCUAGAAUCAGAUAAUGGGAACAUUAUGAUCCAGAAGCAUGACGGCAUCACUGUGGCAGUGCACAAGAUGGCCUCUUGACGGCUUAUAUCAGUUCUCCAGCAGCCUGUCACCAGGGCUCAAUCCUACCUGUGUAAAUGAUCUUGUAGAACUAUGAAAGUCCCAGUAGUUAGGCCAUUUAUUUAGUGUUGUAUUGGGCACAUUUCUAUUAAUUUUAGAGUAAGCUGCUUUUUGACACUCAAUGGACUGACUUAACCCAAAUAUUAGUAAGAAAGGAUCAUGUUUUGAAGCAGCAGGUCCAGGUCACUUUGUACAUAGAGUUUUCUUAUGUUCAAUAAAUCUGGUCAGAGGAAA
Molecule: messenger RNA, 732 nt
Organism: Zalophus californianus (California sea lion)
Lineage: Eukaryota; Metazoa; Chordata; Mammalia; Carnivora; Otariidae
Gene: LAMTOR5
Product: late endosomal/lysosomal adaptor, MAPK and MTOR activator 5
Exons: 4
Coding region: 184-459 (91 amino acids)
Biological process (GO): positive regulation of TORC1 signaling; cellular response to amino acid stimulus
Cellular component (GO): cytoplasm; lysosome; Ragulator complex
Molecular function (GO): guanyl-nucleotide exchange factor activity
Source: RefSeq, a predicted model, not a curated record